AUGGACCGCCUGCUGAGUGACUGUGUGAGAGUUCUGAUACUGCUGUGUGUGGCUGCACAGGUGAGGCCUUACCUACUUCAUUGUUACCAGACUUUCCUCUGCAGUGCAAUUUUGUCAUAAAUUUAAGUUAUUAUAAUAGAAAAAUAUGAGGGAUAUGCUCUAACAGUGAAAUAAAUAGGGUUAAUUGCUUCUAUCCUGUAUGGGUGAUUGAUUUUAUGAAUGAUAUUUCAGUCAUUUAUUUUGUUUUUUUCAUUUGUAAAACCAUUUUUUAAUCAAUAACCACAAAAGACAAAGAAAAUCAGAAAUAUUCUCAUUAAAAAGCUGAAAAAUGAGAAUUUUUCUGUAAUUUUUUGACUAAUUUCACCGCAGUGAUAAGAAAAUAAGUUUGAUUGACAAUAAUCUAAACAGUAUUUUGCCAAUCAAGCUUAUUAAUUUGGAUGGACUCAUUAAUCAUUGAAGGGCUGAUCUUCCUCUUUUGUCAUGUUUCUGUUAUCAUCUGUAAAAAUAUGACGGUUACUCUUUGGAGCAUGUGUGAAAAACAAGUCUUGGACUGUCUCUCUGUAAAGUGUCAUAAAGAAAUGAGAGGAAUCUUCUGCUACUCUUCUAGAUCUGGUCUGGGUUUUUGGCUCCACCAGAUUCAUGUAAUUGGAAACAGUGGUUUGGACUGUGAACUGUCGGGUUUUGGCAUGCAGUUUCUCGGGAUACCGAUAAUAUUUUCUUUCCUUCUCAUGUUAAAAUACGUGGAGAACAUGACUUAGAUAAGAAGCCUGACAAGUAUUAAAAUAUCAGCUAUUCAACAAACUCCUCUCAGGGGCCAGAUGUUCUAGUAGUUAUGUCACACUGCUGUGUUUCAGAUUCAAGUCUGUGUCUAUAUUAGAGCCACUACCAGACAGCAGCUAAUAUAACCAUCAGCUAUGAAGAAGAGGAAAGUCGUUCGCCACUGUUUUACUUUUAAGCUAAUGUAAAGGUUGCUUUGAAGAGGCUGGAGUGAGUUCUGCAGAUUAGAAACCUGAGAGGGUGAGCGAGAUUGUUUCAUUCUAAUCUGUAUUAUCACCUCCUCACUCGCCCUUUAAUGCCUGAAACCACAAAUUAUGACCAGAAAAUUCAAAUUCUUUUGGAGCUGAAAUGUUUAUUUCACUUUCUACUGAAAACCAAAAAAAAUCAAAAUGUCCUUAAAAUUUAACAAAUAUAUUUAUUUAUCUUGUUUGAUACAUCAGAUGUUUUUGGAAACAGAUAAACCACAAGAGGACAUUUUAACAUUUAUCAGACUGUAUUCAGGUGUUUUUUAGUCAUUUGUUUAUCAUAUUGAUUUGAUAGAAGUAUCAUAAAAGUAUGUGUCAAAUAUGAUACAAAAGGCGUUAAAGGGAUAGAGUUUAUCCUGCUUAUGUGAGUAGGGUUCCCUGAGGCGAAUACUUUCCCUUUCCCAAAUUUUGACAAAUCAACAAGUAAAACACCCAGAAAACAGUAAAAUUUAGCAACAUUUAUUUCAGUCAAACUAUCUGUCACCAGCCGUCGCUCAUAUGUGCAGAUUGAUAACCACCUGUCUUGCUCUGGUCAAGUGGAUGUACUCGGUUCAGACCAAACUUUAUCUCAGUUUCUGGACAAAAUUCCUCCAAAAUGUUUCGCACAUGGAGACGCCACCUGUCAUGAGUUUGUUUACAUCUGUAGAAGCUCCAGCACAACAUAUAAACAUUAUUUCAUGCCUACAGUGAUGAAAAUAUUGAUGACUCAUUAUAAAAAUAUGGUGCUGAGUAGUGAGGGUGAUCACAUUUUUAAUUUAGUCGACUCAACAUAACAAUUUUAUCGUCUGAGCUGGUAGCGCUUCUAUGGCAACAGUAUAUCCCAGCAAUGUUACCAACCUAGCGACUUUGUCACUAGAUUUAACGACUUUUCAGACCCCUCCCAACGACUUAUUUUCAAAACAAGUGCCUAGCAACAAAUCUAGCGACUUUCCUGGAGUUUAGAGACAGUGGGUUUGAUGGAGAAGUUAAGCAAAUUAGACAAUGACUAGUGACUUUCCUUACUGAGCAGUCGGCAACAGUAUAUCCUAGACCUCUCCCUCUGCUGGAGCCUAAACUGUGUCCCAUUAUGUGUUUGCUUUGUGUCUGUUUUCUUCAAUUUGGUAGAUGACCCAUUCAGAACCUUCAUAUUUCAACCUCCCUUUGGCUUUUUACUUGCAGAAAUAUAUCAGUUUGGUGUUUAUAGGUAAGAAAGUUGGAGCCACUUGUUUCUACUGUAUGUUUAUCGUCCUUUCAGGUGUUAGGCCAGCACUGUGACAGGCCCUGCAGUUGCCCUGGACCUGCUCCCCAGUGCCCCCCAGGAGUCCCCUUGGUGCUGGACGGCUGCCGGUGCUGCCAGGUGUGCGCUCGGCAGCGAGGCGAGCCCUGCACCCAGAAGUUUCCUUGCGACAUCCAGCGAGGACUGCAGUGCGAUUACAGCCUCAGCCUCCCUGGAGAGGCAGGAGAGUGUGUCAGUAAGUGCCUCCCCUUAAAACUGGACUCAUAACACUGUGGGUGUGACAGAAAAACAGCCCGAGUUAAACAGACGAUUAAACUUUGAAGUCAUUUCGGCAGAGCGAGACGUCCUGCCAAAGCUCUGAAAUGAUUCAUUUCAAAGACCGUUGUUGACACAUUUCCUCUAAUAGCCGCCCUUUGAGCGUGAUAGACUGCAGAGACAGCACCCAGGGACUGAAAAAUAGACCCAGUCAGCGGACAGGCUUUGGUUUUCCAUGUGCUGUUUAACACUGGCAGGGACAGCAGCUCCUGUGUCCUCACCUGCUUUUCACUCUGUUCUUUCAUUUCCUGAUUAAAUUUCCCACAUCAAUCCAUCGAGCAGGUGUGGCUGAGGAAGUUAAAGUGGCGUCUGUACUGUGUGUUCCCUCCAGGUCAGCAGGAUCUGGGCUGUGAAGUCAACGGCAUCACCUACCAAGAGGGUCAGGCUUUUCAGCCUUCCUGUGACACCUACUGCUACUGCGUGGGCGGAGGUGUGACCUGUAAGUCGGCGUGUCCUCUGACUGCCCGUCUUCCCACCCCGGACUGUCCGAACCCACAGUUUAUCCGGCUGCCUGGGAAGUGCUGCAGGGAAUGGGUGUGUGAAAACCUGGAGAACACGGUCAUUCAGGACGCAAUCACAGGUAAACUCUAAAGGUGUGUGGACGAGUGAUUUAAAGACCCUGAAACAUCCCCCUGACAGCGGCCCUAGAUCGAGCAGCAGCAGGAAAUCAUGGACUGUAUAGAGGAAGUUGAAGCCAAUGCAUGAAUGCCUUAAAUGUGCAUUAUUCCUAAUGACCAGCAGGGGGCGACUCCACUACUUAUCAAACUGAGUCAAUCAUUUAAAAGAUUUGUUUAUUUCUUGAUUGAUUUACUCGACUUAUUGCCCUUUCCAUCAUCUAUUUUGGUUGAGAUCUUUCUAAAUAAGCUGUCAUAGACACAAAAUGAUGUUCAGAUUGUAAAUUCUGCCAAUAAUUUGCCGUAACUUGACAGUGAGUCCCUGCUCUGAUUGUUCCCUGUCCUUCCAUGUGCAUAUGUAGGAUGCUAAAGCCAAGGCAGGCAAAGCAGCAGCAAAGACCCCAGGGUUACAGAAUAGAGCAGGCAUCAGUGAAGUUACACAUAACACUAGUGAAACUUAGACGCAGCUUUUAUGGGAGGAGCUAGAGAAGAGGCAAGUUUGUUGGAUGUGUAGACGAGGAGUCAGCUGAUCUGAGCUGGCGUUAGGAUUAUCUGACGAACUAUGAGCUGAGCUUGAUUUUGUCGCCCGCCUGAACUGACUCUGUGCUCAAUCCAUGGCCUGAUUUAAAGCUCCUGUGAGUAACUUUUAGUUUUUACAAUUUUGGCGCCCUCUCAUACAAAGCUGUCUUUGCAUUUAUUGUCCUUUACAAGCCUUUACAAAAAAUCUCAUCCUGCUGACUUUUGAUUUUUCCUCAUAAAUCUGUAAAAACAGGGUCGUCUAUUUGGAUGUUUAGCUGACGCCUACCCUCUGCAAGAAGACUGAUGGUCUUAUUUGCUUUUAUAUGUCACAAAGAGACAUCUAUGAGAAUUUGAGUCUAUUCUAUAAAUGUCAAAAAAAUCCUCACAGGAGCUUUAAAGAAGUGAGUUGGACAGGAUGAUUGAUUUCUCUCUUGUGUCUGUAGAUUUGGUACAACUUUUAAGUUUUAUUGGUUCAGCCUAACUCACUCAACAACUUCCAUCAUCGUUCUUCUUCUUUAUCUUCAUCAUUUUUUUCUCAAGGCUUGUGACUUUUACACGUGCAGAGCUCUCUCAUUGGUCCACAUCUGUGAAAACACAUAAAAGAUAGAAGGAAAUAUAAAAGAUGCUGCAGACGAGGUGUUUCAGAUUAUCGUCUUUCACUACGACACAGAGUAUGAAACGAAAAAACAUCCAGCUGCAGUUGUGUAACUCUUUAUGUUCCCUUUUUUUUGUAAUCUUUGGACCUAGCUUUGUUGUUUCCCUCUGUUUCCAGUCUAUACUCUGAGUUUAAAUACUUCUCCUGGCUUUUCUUCACAUUAAACUGACGCAUAAGUUGAGAGUGGAAUCAAUUAUCUCAUCAAACUCUGCAGGGAGCAAAAAGUGACUCACGUAUGACUACUCCUGCUAAAUCUGAUCCUGACGUCAGGGUUCGAUAUUUACAUCAUUUUUCCAGCGUCUGUGGGCUGAUGCCAUAUUCAGUAUCAGCGGACAGAAAUCCUCAUUGAUGAUCCUUCCAUAUGGCAGAGAAACCCGUCCCUCAUUUGUAUGAGCUUUGUCACAGGCGGUCAUGUCUGGAAGUUUUUACUGGAGCUUUUUCCCUCUAAACCGGGGUGUGUCCAGCCAAAGGAAAACUCACAAAGUCCAAAUAUACCCCACGCUUUUCUGGAAAAGUCAAAACAUAUUUUUUCCUUGUUACUACCAGUCUCCUAGUUUCAAAACAACAACCGCAGCUGCGUUACAAUUAAGCACAUGAAGCCGUGCAGAGAUCCGCUCCUCGGUCUGUGUGAGAGCGUGAAAGAGCGUGAGGGAAGUGAAGCCGCUCUGAAAACAUCUGGAAGUCCAAACACCGUCGUAGUAAAACAAUGUGAUGAGAGCAGAAACAGAACAUUUUGUACUUGGACACUAAAACCUGCGAUGUCGCCCCCGAGCAUCAGCUGAUUAUUGUGACUGUUUCAUGCUUUUCUUCAGGGAGGCACAGAGGAUGCUUGGGAUUUUAUACUCACUGAAACAGAGGAUUAGACUUUGUUAGGAGGUUUUUGUGAAAACAAAACAACCAGAGAGGAGACAGAAAGUGAAGCUGGUGAGUCACCGAGUUGAAGGAAUUCAGUUAAUGUUUAGUUUCCUGCAGAAUUUGUCAAACUGAGACACUUCUGCCCAGCAGAGAGCAGAGGAGUUUAGAGGUUUGGUGAGACACAUGCAGAACUCAUCAUGUUUGAGAUGAUCCUCUGCAUCAGAUUUAUCCAGCGUUAGACAUCAUGAUUAAACUGUGUAAAGGAAUUAAUAAUGGUGUAUCAGUCUAUGUUUAAUGGUGCCAGUUUGUCGAAUUAUGAACAUGCAGUUUUGUAAACAAGACUCAAGGGGUGCUAACAUGUCCACCCCAACCUGCAACCCUUUGCCAAAUGUCACUCCCCACUCUCUUCCAAAUUGUCCUCCUCUAUCCAGCAUCCUUUCUUUUAAAAUAAUGCUUCAGUGUGACAGUUUCCUCUCUGACCGGUGCAAAGACUCUGGUUCAUGCUUAUUUAUCUUGAAAAUUGGACUUCUGCAGAGACCUUCUUUCUUUAGCUGCUGCAAAACUCAGCUGCAAGACCAGAAAGAGGGUCCACGUUACACCUGUUUUAAAGCCUCUGUAUUGGCUUCUUUCUGUUUUAAAAACUCUGGAUGGUCUUGCGCCAACCUUUUUAUCAGGUUUGUUUUAAUCCUAUAAAAUCUGGUUCUGAUUUGGGUUGGUUAAGAAGUUUUCUUUGCCCAUGUGGAAGAUUUUAGCUUUUUUGUCUGUUUAGCAUGUUUAAAAAAACUUCUCCUAACAACGCUGAAUAUAAAAAAAGGAAAAAAGUCAAGACACUUGAGUUUAGCUGACUUUGGCGCCCCCUGUGGACAAAAAAAGACAUGUCAUCAUCAAAUCAGAAUCAGUUUCAGCCUUCAUUAUCAAAUAGAAACUCCCCACAAAGGUUUGUUUUUAAAGUCAUCAUCACAGCCGUGCAGCUGAUUGCAGAACAAACUCCAUGAUACUGAAUCAGAUUGUCUAAAACCUCUGCUCUCUUUGGUUCCUGCAGCCACCAGACCCCGCAGCUUCUGGCCCGCUCUCACCAGGAAUCAAAUUCUACCCAAACAAGCCCCCACCGCCGCCCCCUGUGUGGAGAGGAGCACCCAGUGGAGUGCCUGCUCUCAGAGCUGUGGGGCUGGAGUCUCCACACGCGUCUCCAACCAGAACCCAGCCUGCAAGCUGCAAAUGGAAACUCGGCUUUGUAAAGUGCGGCCGUGCAACAUGGUCCAGCCUGUCCAGAGGAACCCUGUGGUAAGUCAGUUUAGUUCUGCUCCCCAAAUGCUGUCAGAGCUCCAUGGUUUCUGUAGGGAUGGAAGAGACCAAAAAGUAGUUUGGACAUAGGUCAACUUUGACAUAACCCAUAGGCAUCUGAGUGGUUUUCUGCACUGCUAGACACAACAAGGGGAAAGUGAAAACUUGUUUAUCGUCAUCGGUGCAAACUCGACAAAGCUAAUCACCUCUAAAAUCCCUCAGACACAAUUACAGCCGACCAAAUCUAGAAUUAAAGUCGUCCUUAUGGGUUUCAGACCAAAAUUAGCGCUGUGGGUAAGUGUUUUCAUCUGUGUUUUCUUAACAUAGAGAGCACUUCUCAGCACACAAGGGUGUGAGUGUAAACCUCAUACACACCUCAUACACAAUAAAACAUGAUGAUAACUGUUUGGAAAAAACAACUGUGCACAAUCACUGUUUCAAAAUACAAGAAUAUCGUCAUUGUAAGUGUUUUAUGAUGACAGAAUUUGUCUGUUUUUUGUGACCGCAGUGACAGACAUUCUGCACUUUACUGAGAAACACUGAAUGUAAACAGAGGAGGGCUUUGUUUACAGGACAAACAUUAAUGCACCAUUAACGUUCAGAGAGAAAAACAUCAUAAAAAGUGUCAAACUGAGUAAAUUCUAGUGUAUAAUAAGGCUGAGGUUGUAAUUAAAGGACUUGUGGUUCGUAUUUUGGCUUCCCAGAGUCACUAAUUGUGGAAAUUAUUGCGCAAAGCCAGUUUUUUAGCACUCUCUGUUAGACUUUGUGUACUGCAACACUGACCUCUGCAGUUCAAAUACAUUCAUUACAUCUUGAAUAUAAAAAUGAGUCAAAAUGAGCACAGUGACAACAUUAAAAAUGCUCUUGUGUGGAUUUUAAAGCAAAUAUUUCAGCCAUAUAAACUAAUCAUUGCUUCCUGUCAUUAUCUUUUCUGACUUUUUCUUUAUUUGUAUGUUGUGUUUUUUCUCAGUGGGGUCAACAGGGGCAGUGUAAGGCCAGCUUUACUUCACCAGGGCCCAUCCGGCUCAUCCACCAGGGCUGCUACAGCACUCAGGCCUACAAGCUCAGAUACUGCGGGCAGUGCACGGACUCCCGCUGCUGCACGCCACAUCAAACCAGCACAGCUGAGGUGACCUUCAGGUGUCCCAGCGGCAGACUCAUACAGAGACCCGUGAUGAUGAUCCACUCAUGCGCAUGUCACAAUAACUGUCCCUAUGCACCUUUUAUGAACCCUGCUCUGUGGGGGUUCAGGCCCUGA
Xyrichtys novacula (pearly razorfish) is the source of this 7738-nucleotide messenger RNA. Lineage: Eukaryota; Metazoa; Chordata; Actinopteri; Labriformes; Labridae. The record is from the annotation of a GenBank genome assembly.